Messenger RNA from Volvox carteri f. nagariensis, 519 nucleotides. RefSeq lists its product as uncharacterized. The coding region runs from base 1 to 519 and encodes 172 amino acids. The record is from RefSeq and is a predicted model, not a curated record. The transcript is spliced from 5 exons. NCBI's taxonomy places the organism in Eukaryota, Viridiplantae, Chlorophyta, Chlorophyceae, Chlamydomonadales, Volvocaceae.
AUGUUUGCGUUUAAUGGCCGCGACAAGGCCGACGUGCUUCGAGACACCCAGGCUGAAGUGGCACUGAAGGCAGCGCAGGCGCAGGCCGUCAAUGCUUCCGCAGCAACGGCAUCGGCGGAAGGCAGCGCCACGUCUAACGACGAUAUUUGGGCGGACUGGAGGCGGGUUGACUCCAAGGUCAACAAGUACCCCACCCAGCGGCUGUUCACCGCAGUGGGCUCCGGAGGGGACGAGUUCCGGGAGGCCAUGAUCCGCUGCGUGGUGGAGGUGGUGGGGGGGCCUGUGGACGUGGAUGUACGGCCCAGCAGCGGGGGCAACUACCAGUCGGUUAGGGUGGGACCCGUCACGGUGAACAACCCGGACCAGUGUAUGGAUCAGGGUACGUGUGCCGAUAGGGGUCAUGUGCCUGAGCUGAGCACAGGCCGUUUGGCUGAGUGCUUUGCUGUGCAUUGUGUACGGCAGGUUUUGGAAAUCUUUACCAAGAUGCGACAGGACAAGCGGCUCAAGUUCCACUUGUGA